UUUUUAAUCAUUUUGUCCUAAACCAGCCUAUAGCAACAUGGCAGCCACUGCUCUUCUUCCUUAAUCUUCCCCUAAUCUCCAUUUCAUAACCCUAAUCUCCAUUUUUAAAGACAGGAUGGCCUCUUGUUGCACCACUCUUCAUAUCCUCCUAGGCCUCCUGUCUCUCUCCUCCGCCGUCACCUCCUCCUCCUUAUCCGGUGGUAUUCGCCUCGGCCUCAUCCGAAAACCUUCCUCCGACGUCCCCAUUUUCCGGGAAGCUUCAGCUUUCCGGAACGGCGACUUGUGUAAUGCAGAGAGAAUACAUAUAACAAUGACGCUUGACGCCAAUUACUUAAGAGGAACAAUGGCGGCUGUUUUAUCAAUUCUUCAACAUUCAACUUGUCCUGAAAACGUCGAGUUUCAUUUCCUUUGGGUACGUUUCGAACCGGACGUUUUUUCCAGCAUUAAAUCAACGUUCCCUUAUCUAAACUUCAAGAUUUACCGAUUCGACUCAAGCCGAGUUCGCGGCAAGAUUUCGAAAUCAAUACGUCAGGCUCUCGACCAGCCAUUAAAUUACGCAAGAAUUUACCUAGCUGAUAUACUUCCGUUAGAUGUCCGACGCGUAAUAUACCUAGACUCCGAUCUUGUAGUUGUUGAUGAUAUUUUAAAGCUAUGGGAAGUUGAUUUACAAGAAAAAGUAUUAGCAGCGCCGGAAUAUUGCCAUGCAAAUUUUACGAAAUAUUUUACGGACAUUUUCUGGUCAAAUCUUGAAUGGGGAAGAACAUUUGACGGCAAAAAACCGUGUUAUUUUAACACCGGAGUGAUGGUGGUGGACGUGGAUAAAUGGAGACAAGGAGGGUAUACACAGAAGGUGGAGGAUUGGAUGGUGGUGCAAAAACAACGGAGGAUUUACGAACUCGGGUCAUUGCCGCCGUUUUUACUGGUUUUGGCCGGAGAUAUAAAAGCCGUUGAUCAUAGAUGGAACCAACAUGGAUUAGGGGGUGAUAAUAUUGAAGGAAAAUGUAGGAAUUUGCAUCCGGGUCCGAUUAGUUUGCUUCAUUGGAGUGGCAAAGGUAAACCGUGGUUACGGCUUGAUUCAAGAAAACCGUGUUCUGUGGACCGGCUUUGGGCUCCUUAUGAUCUUUAUCGUUCGUCCAUGCAUUUUCUGGAAGGUUAAUGGAGAUUACUUGCAGAACAAGGAAGAAGAAGAAGAAGAUUAAUGGAGAUUACUUGCAGAAAAAGGAAGAAGAAUGGUUGGAGAAGAGAAGGGACUGAGUAGAUUAGGAGAUGAUGAUCAAUUAAUAGGUAAGGGAAAAAAAUUAAUUAAUUAACCAAAUUAAACGGAGAAGAAAACGAAAAAAAAAUUAUUUUUGAAUCAUUUCCAGUGUCUCCCUUCUGUAGAAAUAUGAACAGAAUGAGAAGGAGAAAAUGACAAAUGCUCACUCACUGCUUAACAAAUUUUAUUCCAAGAUUUAUUCUUAAUUUCUUAACUUCUAUGUAGUCAGGUUAAUUACUGUUAAAUAGUAGGUUUAUAUGUCCCUCUAAUCAACCAUUCUACUAAUUAAUCAAUCAUUUAUUUAUUAUUUAUUUCUAAUCCCAGUUUCGGUAA
Mercurialis annua (annual mercury) is the source of this 1588-nucleotide messenger RNA. RefSeq names its product probable galacturonosyltransferase-like 4. Gene Ontology annotation, cellular component: Golgi apparatus. The record is from RefSeq and is a predicted model, not a curated record. NCBI's taxonomy places the organism in Eukaryota, Viridiplantae, Streptophyta, Magnoliopsida, Malpighiales, Euphorbiaceae. Bases 116 to 1156 code for a protein of 346 amino acids. Gene Ontology annotation, molecular function: glycosyltransferase activity. The transcript has a single exon.